This is a messenger RNA of Ictidomys tridecemlineatus (thirteen-lined ground squirrel), 2839 nucleotides long. It is a transcript of the gene Klf4, whose product is annotated as KLF transcription factor 4. The record is from RefSeq and is a predicted model, not a curated record. Gene Ontology annotation, biological process: regulation of transcription by RNA polymerase II. Gene Ontology annotation, molecular function: DNA-binding transcription factor activity, RNA polymerase II-specific; RNA polymerase II cis-regulatory region sequence-specific DNA binding. NCBI's taxonomy places the organism in Eukaryota, Metazoa, Chordata, Mammalia, Rodentia, Sciuridae.
CCCUGCGCCCACGACGACAGCCGCAGCGACCGCGACAGCGGUGGGGGACGCUGCUGAGUCGAAGAGAACUCAGCCUGGCCACCGGACCUACUUACUCGCCUUGCUGAUUUUCUAUUUUUAUAAGAGUUUACGACUUUUCUAAAACUUUUGUAUACAAAGGAACUUUUUUUAAAAAGACGUCUUCAAUAUAUAUUUAAUCCAAAGAAGAAGAAUCUCGGGCAAUUGGGUUGUUUCUUUUUUCUUUUCUUUUUGGUUUUUGGCUCCGUUUCUAAGGUUUUUUUUUUUUUUACCCCCCUCUUGACUUUGGGGUUCGGAUACCCCAGCUGCUUCGGGCACCCGAGGACCUUCUGGGCCCCACAUUAAUGAGGCAGCCACCUGGCGAGUCUGACAUGGCUGUCAGCGACGCGCUGCUCCCGUCCUUCUCCACGUUCGCGUCCGGCCCGGCGGGAAGGGAGAAGACACUGCGUCCAGCAGGUGCCCCGAAUAACCGCUGGCGGGAGGAGCUCUCCCACAUGAAGCGACUUCCCCCGGUGCUUCCCGGUCGUCCCUACGACCUGGCGGCGGCGACCGUGGCCCCAGACCUGGAGAGUGGCGGAGCCAGCGCUGCGUGCGGUGGUAGCAACCCGGCCCUUCUACCCCGAAGGGAGACUGAGGAGUUCAACGAUCUCCUGGACCUAGACUUUAUUCUCUCCAACUCAUUGUCCCACCAGGAGUCGGUGGCCGCCACCGUGUCCUCGUCGGCGUCAGUCUCAUCCUCUUCAUCCCCAUCUAGUAGCGGCCCUGCCAGCGCGCCCUCCACCUGCAGCUUCAGUUAUCCGAUCCGGGCCGGGGGUGACCCGGGUGUGACGCCAGGCGGCACCAGCGGCGGCCUCCUCUAUGGCCGGGAAUCAGCGCCGCCUCCCACGGCUCCCUUCAACCUGGCGGACAUCAACGAUGUGAGCCCUUCGGGCGGCUUCGUGGCGGAGCUCCUGCGGCCCGAAUUGGACCCCGUGUACAUUCCGCCGCAGCAACCGCAGCCGCCAGGUGGCGGGCUGAUGGGCAAGUUUGUGCUGAAGGCAUCGCUGAGCGCCCCUGGCAGCGAGUACGGCAGCCCGUCGGUCAUCAGUGUUAGCAAAGGCAGCCCUGACGGCAGCCACCCGGUGGUGGUAGCGCCCUACAGCAGCGGGCCGCCUCGCAUGUGCCCCAAGAUCAAGCAGGAGGCGGUUUCCUCGUGCACGGUCGGUCGACCCCUAGAGGCCCACUUGGGCGCUGGACCCCCGCUCAGCAAUGGGCACCGGCCUAGCGCGCAUGACUUCUCCCUGGGGCGGCAGCUCCCCAGCAGGACUACCCCGACCCUGGGUCCCGAGGAACUGCUGAGCAACCGGGACUGUCACUCUGCCUUGCCGCUUCCCCCAGGAUUCCAUCCCCAUCCGGGACCGAACUAUCCACCCUUCCUGUCCGACCAGAUGCAGCCACAGGUCCCACCACUCCACUACCAAGGUCAGUCCAGGGGAUUCUUAGCUGGGGCUGGGGAGCCCUGCGUGUGCUGGCUCUCCGGGGCCCACGACAUGAUGUUGACCCCACCUUCUUCGCCCCUAGAGCUCAUGCCACCUGGUUCCUGCCUGCCAGAGGAACCCAAGCCAAAGAGGGGAAGAAGGUCUUGGCCCCGGAAAAGGACCGCCACUCACACUUGCGAUUAUGCCGGCUGCGGCAAAACCUAUACAAAGAGUUCUCAUCUCAAGGCACACCUGCGAACCCACACAGGUGAGAAACCUUACCACUGUGACUGGGAUGGCUGCGGGUGGAAAUUUGCCCGCUCUGAUGAACUGACCAGGCACUACCGCAAACACACGGGGCACCGCCCGUUCCAGUGCCAGAAGUGCGACCGGGCCUUUUCCAGGUCGGACCACCUGGCCUUACACAUGAAGAGGCACUUUUAAAUCCCAAAUAGUGGAUAUGACCCACACUGCCAGAAGAGAAUUCAGUAUUUUUUUUUAACCUUUCACACACCGUCUUCCCAUGGGGGAGGAGCCCAGCUGACAAGCACUACAAUCAUGGUCAAGUUCCCCAGGAGUCAGCUUGUGAAGGAACGGAUGAUCGGUAGAAAGGAGGAAUGAAAGACUCAAAGAACUGACGGGUCUGUGACUGGAUCUUCUAUCAUUCCAAUUCUCAAUCCAACUUGAACAUGCCUGGACUUACAGAAUGCCAAGGGGUGACUGGAAGUUUGGAUAUCAGGGUAUAAAUUAGAUCCGAGAGUUGGGGGUGGGGGGAGGGAAGAGCAGAAUUCCCUUGAAUUGUGUUUCCAUGCAAUAUUAAGCAUAAAGAUCACCUUGUAUUCUCUUUGCCUUCUAAAAGCCAUUAUUAUGUUAGAAGAAGAGGAAGAAAUUCAGGUACAGAAAAAUGUGUUUUUUUAAUAGCCUACGCGCGAUGGUGCUUGGUGAGUCUUGGUUCUAAAGGUACCAAAUGAGGAAGCCAAAGUUCUCAAACUGCUGCAUACUUUGACAAGGAAAAUCUAUUUUUGUCUUCCGAUCUACAUGUAUGACCUAAGUCAGGUAAAUACGCCUGGUUUACUUCUUUUACAUUUUUUAUGCAGACAGUCUGUUAUGCACUGUGGUUUCAGAUGUGCAAUAAUUUGUACAAUGGUUUAUUCCCAAGUAUGCCUUAAGCAGAACAAAUGUGUUUUUUUCUAUAUAGUUCCUUGCCUUAAUAAAUAUGUAAUAUAAAUUUAAGCAAACUUCUAUUUUGUAUAUUUGUAAACUACAAAGUAAAAAAAAUGAACAUUUUGUGGAGUUUGUAUUUUGCAUACUCAAGGUGAGAAUUAAGUUUUAAAUAAACCUAUAAUAUUUUAUCUGAACAAUGA